Messenger RNA from Perognathus longimembris pacificus (Pacific pocket mouse), 554 nucleotides. It is a transcript of the gene Atp6v1g1, whose product is annotated as ATPase H+ transporting V1 subunit G1. The transcript has 3 exons. Gene Ontology annotation, biological process: proton transmembrane transport. The record is from RefSeq and is a predicted model, not a curated record. Gene Ontology annotation, molecular function: proton-transporting ATPase activity, rotational mechanism. Gene Ontology annotation, cellular component: vacuolar proton-transporting V-type ATPase complex. Lineage: Eukaryota; Metazoa; Chordata; Mammalia; Rodentia; Heteromyidae. The coding region runs from base 76 to 432 and encodes 118 amino acids.
CGGCGGGUCAGGUGACCCGAGCGGCCGUCGCGCGGACCUUGGCUCCCUCGGCUCGGCUUCCGAGUCCCCGCCGCCAUGGCUAGUCAGUCACAGGGGAUCCAGCAGCUGCUGCAGGCCGAGAAGCGUGCCGCCGAGAAGGUGUCCGAGGCCCGCAAGCGAAAGAACCGAAGGCUGAAGCAGGCCAAAGAAGAAGCCCAGGCCGAAAUUGAACAGUACCGCCUGCAGAGGGAGAAAGAGUUCAAGGCCAAGGAAGCUGCGGCCCUGGGAUCCCAUGGCAGUUGCAGCAGUGAGGUGGAGAAGGAGACCAAGGAAAAGAUGACCAUCCUCCAGAACUACUUCCAGCAGAACAGGGAGGAAGUUCUAGAAAACCUCUUGGCCUUUGUGUGUGACAUCCAGCCAGAAAUCCACGAGAACUACCGCAUAAAUGGAUAGGACAGGAGAAGCGCCUUUUCUUUCCAUGGGUUGGUGUGGUAGACGCCCUCAUGGACAAUGGAGUGUUAGCAAAGCUCUAGCUCUGUUCUGUGAAAGACAUUAAAUUAUUUCUGUAUGCUGUA